Molecule: messenger RNA, 585 nt
Organism: Meleagris gallopavo (turkey)
Lineage: Eukaryota; Metazoa; Chordata; Aves; Galliformes; Phasianidae
Source: RefSeq, a predicted model, not a curated record
CAGGCCCGCCAGUGGGAAUACUUUGAGGGGAGCUGCUAUUACUUCUCGCUCAGCAGGAUGAGUUGGCACAAAGCGAAGGCGGAGUGCGAGGAGAUGCGCUCCCACCUCAUCAUCAUCGACAGCUACGCCAAGCAGGUACGAAAAACACCCCAAAAAUACCCCCAAAAAUACCCCAAAACAGGCCAUACAAAACCCCAUUUCUCCACCCAAAUCAGCCCUUGGGGCCAUAUGGGGCCAUACAAAACCCCAUUUCGCCACCCAAAUCAGCCCAUGAGUCCAUAUGGGGCCAUACAAAACCCCAUUUCCUCACCCAGGUUCUGGAAGGAGGGCGAACCCAACAACAGGGGCUUCAACGAGGACUGCGCCCACGUCUGGACCUCGGGGCAGUGGAACGACGUUUACUGCACCUUCGAGUGCUACUACGUGUGUGAGAAACCCCUCCCCAAGUGAGGAGCCCCAAAAAGUUCCUUUUUUGCCUUAAUUUAUACUCUGGGCCCAUCGCCUGCGGCUUCCCAGGAGGGGUCUGGGAUGGAGCUGAGCUGAUCGGAGGGGAGAGGGUGAAUAAAGCAGGGCUGUUGUUCCAGA